Messenger RNA from Penicillium longicatenatum, 2499 nucleotides. RefSeq names its product WAPL family protein. The coding region runs from base 1 to 2499 and encodes 832 amino acids. The record is from RefSeq and is a predicted model, not a curated record. Lineage: Eukaryota; Fungi; Ascomycota; Eurotiomycetes; Eurotiales; Aspergillaceae. The transcript has 2 exons. Gene Ontology annotation, biological process: regulation of chromosome condensation.
AUGGAAUCACUCCCCCGAAGUCGGCGACUGGUGACCUAUCGCUCUAGCGCUCAUAAUGAAUCGCAAUCCAAGUCCGUACUCUCUCGUACGUCAACUACCAAACAUACACCAACUAGAUCGCGCCAUUCACGCCAAUCAAAUCAUCGCAUUUUAAACAGCGAACAGAAAGAGGGAAAGCCCCAGGGGUUGUCCGAGGCUUCGGAUGAGAAGAUUUAUGAUCUACCAUCCUCAGACGAAGAAGAUCAGCAGCAAUAUAAGCCGAGGCGAAAAAGACGGCGGCAUGGCUCGAAUGGGCAUACAGCCACCUUACGACAGGAUAUUGUCGGCCCAGGAAAACCUAUAAUGGUUGAGAAGGAUGUCAAACCUGGCAGUAUUCCCACCGAGAAAUUGAAUACAGCAGCCCCCCAGAUUAUAUCCGCCUCACCGCAGAGGAGAAAAGGCGCAACUAAUCAUCAAGCGGGCAUCAAGCAAUUGGGAGACGACGAGCUAGGGAACUUCAAACUCCAGACACCUAAGUCUACCGAAUAUUUGGACAAUAUCGGAAUGCCUGGUACCUCCGCACGCGAGAAUGAGCGACCCAAAAGUUCCGAGACACAGAAACGUGUCACUCGAAACGCGCAAACUAGCUUCAAUUCUCCUGGAUCUCCAAAGUCUAUCAUACCAGUUGUGGGAAAUUGUACUCCUGGCCGUCGGAGACUAAUCGACUCGCUGGGUACUAGGGAACGUUCAGCGGAGGGGUCACCAUCAGAUACGCUGGUUGAUAGCCAAAUAUCUUCUCCCUUAGCUCCUCCUACGCCAAAUCGACAACCCGACCUUGUACUAUCAAGAACGCCGGUCGAGAGCCAAUGUGAUAGCCAUGGUCGGGACCCUUCUGUUGCACCCUCUCCCCUUUUACGUGGCUCAAAGGUUACAUAUGCCCGCCAACGCUCAUUUUUAGAUGACCUUGCUUUGGAAACUGGGUCCUCGAGCGUAAAUCUUGCAGCUGGUGUGGAGCAGAAUGACUCGCUAGUCGAACGUGACCACAUGAAUCCCAAUACUGAGUCUCGGGCUCGUCUUUUCACUAUUGAGGAACCUGACAAUGAUGAUGGGACAGUUCGGAGCAUCCAUGAACUUCGUCAAGCUGGUGGAAAUGCUCGUUACCGCGGCGCGAUCGAGUCCAUCUUCGAAGAUAUUGAAGAUACCCACAUUUCCACAUCGGGUCGGUGCAGUGCAUUAGUGCAACUCUGCAGCAAGUUACUAGAUACAAAGCUUGCAAGUCAAUUCCUGGAGUGCAGUUUUGAUAAGAGACUGGUGGAUCUGUUUUGCAGGGAUCUGGACCUGAUUUCUUCUUCACUUGCCCUCUGUGCCUAUAAACUUUGUGCCAUAGGCAGACCUCUUCCCUAUAUUCUCGCCAAGACUGCUUUGCCCAAGCUUUUGGAUAUAUCGCUUCCUUUGUUAAGCAUUCAAGAGGGCCUGUUCGCGAUGACACGUGCCCCGCACCUGAGAAUAGCCAAGGCUACUCAACUGUCCAUUCAACACAUCCUCCCACAGCUCCAGUCGAUUCUGCUUCCCGAUGAUUAUGUGGCCAAGUUAUCCCCUUGCCUCUUAAUACUGCAAUGCCUGGGGAUGACUGUUGCGGCAGUUCAGGGCAAAGGCGAGAAUUCCAGCGGUCUUCCUGUGCCCUUUUUGAAGCGAUUGGUAAAUCUCAUGCUAUCUACCAACUCUCAUCAUGAGAAGGGUUCAACCACCAUUGGGCCAGACGCCUCCCAGAAUUUGAUCUUGGCCUUGUCUAUCCUGGAGGCACAUACGACAACUGGAGGGCCUCUUUCGGAGGACCAUCGUGAGGUUCUGAGUUCCAUUUCAAGUUUGUAUGGUUUGCUUUCAGCGACAGGCGACAGUCCAGUGAAUAUGACCAGCCAGAGCAUUCAAAGUCUCUAUAUUCGAGUGAUCUUGAAUGUGACCAACAGCCACCCUAGCCUUUGCGAUGACUUCGCAACACCGGAGAUGAUAGACGAAUUGGCCACAAUCGCAAUCAGCAACUUUGCCGACUUGGCCAAGGAGCCCCACGCUCAGGAAAACACCACUUCUCUAGAUACGGUCAUUCUGGCACUGGGGGCUCUGAUUAACCUAACUGAACAAAGCGAAACCUCGCGAAUCAUUUUCCUCACCUCACGCAGCUCAGGUCCGUCCCUUCUCGACCAAUUGUUACAUAUGUUUUUGGUUCAUGUCGAUUCCACUUCAGAAGCACAUUCUGUCCCGGCUGUUCAUCAUAACGUUGCGGUGGGAUAUUUGGCGGUCCUCCUCCUGGCCCUGUGUCUCAAUUCCAGUGCUCGUGCCGACAUAACGAAUUCAUUGCAUUCUAGGGACUUAUCGGUUAUUAUGUCGACGGUUGAGGAAUUCAUGCAGUAUCACCGCAAGAUCGAGCAGGAACUUCAACCCGUCCACGUACAAGGUGAUCCAAAUGGAUUCCAUGUUCGACUGCUGGACCUCGUGGGUCGAAUCCAAGACACCAUUGAAUGA